Molecule: messenger RNA, 840 nt
Organism: Setaria italica (foxtail millet)
Lineage: Eukaryota; Viridiplantae; Streptophyta; Magnoliopsida; Poales; Poaceae
Product: skin secretory protein xP2-like
Exons: 2
Coding region: 1-840 (279 amino acids)
Source: RefSeq, a predicted model, not a curated record
AUGGGGGCAGUUGCCCCACCCGCUGUGACGGAGGAGGGAAAGUCCGCCCCCGCGGCCAUGACGGGGAUAGCGGCGGCGGCGGAGGCGGGGGUACCUACCCCAGCGGCUGCGACGAAGGCGGCGAUGGAGGCGGAGGUGGGGGUGCCUGCCCCAGCAGUCCCGACAGAGGCGGGGACGCCUGCCUCAGCGGUCGCGAUGAAGGCUGCUGCGGCGGUAGGAACGGGAACGCCCGCUCUGGCAGCCGCGAUGGAGACGGGGACGCCUGCCCCAGCGGCCGCGACGAAGGCCGUGGCGGCGGCGGGAACGGGAACGCCUACUCCGGCAGCCGCGACGGAGACGGUGGCGGUGGCGGAUGGAGCGGAACGCGCGUCGGCGUCGACGAUGGCCACGACGACUUCAUCAGAGACGGCGGCGCAUGUGCCGGGGCCGUCAAUGAGGCCGGCGGAAUCAGGGGCGGUGGCGCCUGUCCCUGCGGUGGCGUCGGGGACAGCGGUGCCGGGAUCGGCCGGAGCGGCCACCACCCUUGUCCCGGUUAAUCCCGUCCCCAAGGCAUGGGGUGGACCUACCCUGCGCUGGAUGUCCCGUGAGGACCCGCCGAGGCCCCUUUUCAUGCUGGACGACGCUGAGGAGUGGGGAAAGUGGCAGGCGGUGCAAGGCAGGCUUGCAAAUGUCCACGCUGCCCUGUCCUCCGUGAUGGGGGAACUGGACGGCGUCGUUGUCCCCGAUGGCCAGGCCCUCCAGGAAUGCAGCCAGGGGAGGUCCGAUUUCCUCCGGCUUGAGUGGGGGCUCUGGGAACGCUUCUCCGUGGAGAGGCGGUGGACCGGGAAGCUGACCGCGUAG